Messenger RNA from Paramecium pentaurelia, 117 nucleotides. Lineage: Eukaryota; Ciliophora; Oligohymenophorea; Peniculida; Parameciidae. The record is from the annotation of a GenBank genome assembly.
AUGUUAUUAUUGAAGAAAUCAAUGAAAAAUUAUGGUUCAGCAACCUCAAUAUAAUUUAAGUCUUAAAUAUUUCCAUAAUCAUAUCUAUACAAAUUAUUGUUGUUUGAUACCAAAUGA